AUGGGUCUACCGGUAAUUGUGUCAAAAUCGGUAUUUGACAUACGUCCAUUUGGCAAGAAGAGUGUUACAGUCGGCCUAUUAAUCAGCAAACAAAUUUCGAUUAUUGUGUUAUUAGAGUGCAAGUUAACGAAAAAAAUUAUUACAUUAAAUUUAGAGCAAUGGUGUACGCUUAUGUCUGAAUCUAAUUACACUUCAAUUACUAACAACUUACAUACCAGGUGUAGACGUGUAAGAAUCACCGAGAAUUUCACAUAUUCAAUUAAUGUGAAGCAGAGUUCAAUAACCUUACAUAUAAAUGAUGAUUAUAUUACACUCUCACAUAUAGAUUUCUGUAGACUUAAACAACUUCAGCAUUGUGUGGACCUUUAUAUCGCAGAAAAACAGAAACGUCUACAGAGUUUUCAAGCAACAUUUGAUGCAGCUUAUGAGCUGAUUAAAAACGAUGUCCGAGGUUUGCCCAUCAGUUGUCAGAGGAACGAAUUCACAAACCAGUAUAUACAAAACUAUGAUUUUAAUUAUUAUUCUCAUCUACAAAACGACGACACUUCAUUUUUGUACGAAAUAUUACAAUUUCAUUUUAACGCAAUGUCUGACAUGAUUUUACAGGACUUAAUAGUGUAA
Macrosiphum euphorbiae (potato aphid) is the source of this 621-nucleotide messenger RNA. NCBI's taxonomy places the organism in Eukaryota, Metazoa, Arthropoda, Insecta, Hemiptera, Aphididae. The record is from the annotation of a GenBank genome assembly.